Cuscuta epithymum is the source of this 722-nucleotide messenger RNA. The record is from the annotation of a GenBank genome assembly. NCBI's taxonomy places the organism in Eukaryota, Viridiplantae, Streptophyta, Magnoliopsida, Solanales, Convolvulaceae.
AGAUCUUGCUCGUUGUCCUGGCAUAGGAGAGCGCAAGGUAAAACGCCUAUAUGAUACUUUCCAUGAACCCUUCCAGCGUGAAGUGUCUAAACAUGCAGUUCCUGAAGUGGCUGCUAAUGAAAAUACGGGGCCAAGCUCUGUCACUCAAGGGGACAAAGACGAGAUAGAAGUAGAAGAUGUGAAGAUGCACAGAAACAAGGAACCUGACAUAACAAUCAAGACGGCACUCUCAGCUGCCUUUGCCAAAUAUUCUCAUAGAAAAAAGAAUAAAUCACAACAGAAAGAUGCUGAAGGGUUGAACACCUCCACCCCAGAAGCAAACAGCAAAGGUAAUAAUGAUGAAUGAGCCUGAUGGAGUUUGUCAACCAUUCAAAGUAGACCAACCAAUUCCAAGAAGCUUCAAGGGGGGAUUGUCCACAGACCGCAAGCGGUCACCAGAUUAUAACGUAUUUCGUAUGUCGACUAGUACACUGAAAUGUGGGACCUUAAAAUGUAAAUUUAAAAAAGAAAUUGGGAUGUGAUUAGCUGAACACACUUGGCAAUUAGCAUCAUCAUAGAUUUAUUUUGGCCAAAUCCUCCCGACGACCUCACCCAUAUAGUAGCCUUCCCAUUCCAAGUAUCCAAAAGUGCUAUCUCCUUGAAGCCUUCCAAGAGGCUGCAUGCCAAUUUCAAAUCCAGUUAACUUCGAACAAGAAGCUGCAUGUGCCUACUAAAUACUAAUA